This is a messenger RNA of Aspergillus ochraceoroseus IBT 24754, 963 nucleotides long. It is a transcript of the gene pmp47, whose product is annotated as putative peroxisomal membrane protein Pmp47. Gene Ontology annotation, molecular function: FMN transmembrane transporter activity; FAD transmembrane transporter activity; coenzyme A transmembrane transporter activity. Gene Ontology annotation, cellular component: peroxisomal membrane. NCBI's taxonomy places the organism in Eukaryota, Fungi, Ascomycota, Eurotiomycetes, Eurotiales, Aspergillaceae. The coding region runs from base 1 to 963 and encodes 320 amino acids. The transcript is spliced from 3 exons. The record is from RefSeq and is a predicted model, not a curated record.
AUGUCUCUGUCCAAGGUUGAGGACCCAACGAAAGUAGCUGCAUCUGCAGCGCUGCAGCAAAGUGACAACAUAGCCCACGCCCUGGCAGGGUCUGGGGGUGGUAUCCUAUCGAUGGUGCUAACCUAUCCGCUGAUUACUCUUUCUACUCGAGCCCAAGUUGAAUCCAAGCGUGCUCAGUCUUCCACCAUCGAUGCUAUUCGCUCUAUUGUCAAGAGGGAAGGAAUUAGUGGGCUUUACUCCGGCCUUGAAUCCGCACUGUUUGGCAUUAGUGUUACAAACUUUGUGUAUUACUACUGGUACGAAUGGACUCGUUCAGCCUUCGAGAGGGCUGCUGUGAAAGCAGGUCGAUCGAAAAAACUCUCGACGGCGGAGUCAAUGAUUGCGGGUGCAAUCGCGGGCAGCGCGACUGUCUUGAUUACCAACCCUAUUUGGGUUAUCAACACCAGAAUGACCGCACGCCAGUCCGAAGACAGCCAGUCCCUUCCUGAUGCUCCCAAGAAACCGCGUACCUCAACAUUUGGCACGCUCAUGGAGUUGCUUAAACAAGAAGGCCCCAAGGCUCUCUUUGCUGGUGUCCUGCCAGCUCUCAUCCUAGUGAUUAACCCUAUCUUGCAGUAUACCAUCUUCGAGCAGUUGAAGAACAUGGUGGAACGGCGCAGGCGUAUGACGCCAAAGGACGCCUUCUACCUAGGCGCCCUCGGCAAAAUUAUGGCUACCUCAAUCACAUAUCCUUAUAUCACUGUCAAGAGCCGGAUGCAUGUUGCCAGCAAGGAUGGCCCCAAGGAGACCUUGAACGGCAGCCUAAAGAGAAUCAUCAAGGAGGAGGGCUAUUCUGGUUUGUACAAAGGAAUCGUCCCCAAGGUCACCCAAAGCGCAAUCACUGCGGCAUUUUUGUUUGCCUUCAAGGAUGUCCUAUAUGAAAUUAUGGUAAACCUCCGCAAAAGGGCCCGUGUCUCUAAAUAA